AAUCACAUUUUCAAUAGUCAUUCAUUUGAAUCGAUGGACACAACUAUAACAACAACAAGACAUCCAGUGAUAUAGCGAUGACCACUACGACUACGACAUCCGAGUCCAAGACAGCAACGGCUAUAGAGUUGUUGUCAAACACUGAUUAUAUUGUCUUAAGACAAGACCAGUACAGUCUUUGGUGUUCAAGAACCGGAUCCGAACCACUUGUCAGACCAAUCAUCGUUAGCGACAGUUCGUCCUAUUCGUCGUUCAACUGUCACGGCAUCGUCUACGGCCUGAUCGGUGUCUUUCAAUCGGACAAACUAUUGCUGAUUAGACAGAGUCAACGGGUCGGGUGUCUGCCAUCAUCAUCGUCAUCAUCAUCGGCGUCAUCAGCAGCUAAUAUUACUGAUGGUAGUGAUGAUGACGAUGUUGUCUACAAAAUCCAAAAGAUAACAAUCCUGAGCCUAUCGUCAGCUGAUCCGAUCGGCGAUUUACAACUUGAUCCGUGUAAAGUACAUAACUGUUGUACGAAACUUACCGCCGCUGCUGCUGCUGCUGAUGAGCAGCCACUGGACAGAUCAGGUCAUGUCCAGGAAUCAAGUCAUCAUCAGUCGGCAUCGUCUUCAUCGACCACAAGUACCGGUGGCGGCACAGGCGGUGGCGUCCAGAAGACAUGGAAUCAAAUCAAAUGGACGGCAUCUCAUGUAAAGCCGAGAGUCGUCUCAAGAAGUAAUCCAAAUACAGAGACCAAAGAUAAAUGCGAAAAACGAUUACUAGAUGAAUUAUAUAAAAUGUUUACCGAAACCGAGUCUUUCUACUAUUCGCUGACCGGAGACCUAACAAAUUCACUUCAGCGACAAUACAAACAAAAGCAAACAGAAACCAAAGCCAAAGAUUCAGAUGAUUUGCAGACAUCGCCGCCGCUCUGGAAGCGUGUGGACAACCGAUUCUUCUGGAAUAAAGUUAUGCUACAAUCGAUACUUGAUUGUCAAUUUAGUGGUCCAGUAGUGGACAAAUGGAUACUACCGAUAAUCCAGGGUUAUGUGAAAAUUGAAAAAUGUUUUCUCGAUAUCAAUGAAUCGGAUAAUAUUAAAACCGAUUUCAAAUCACUGGAAGACGUACGGCUGGCCGGUGCCGGCGACUCCAGGCCGAUAGCCCAUCAAGAACUCUAUACAAUGACAUUGAUAUCGAGGCGCAGCCGUUUCCGGGCCGGUACUCGCUAUAAGCGACGCGGUGUCGACGAUCGGGGCAAAUGUGCUAACUAUGUAGAAACUGAACAAAUAUUUCAAUUUGGUCAACACAUUGUAUCGUUUGUGUCCGUUCGGGGAUCGGUACCGAUCUAUUGGUCACAAAUUGGACACAAAUACCGGCCGCCGCCGCGCAUUGAUCGCAACGAAGAGGAAACACAACAAGCGUUUAACAAACAUUUCACUGAGGAAUUGGAUUUGUAUGGCAACGCAGUGGUAGUCAAUUUGGUGGAGAAGACCGGACGGGAAAAGAUCAUAAACGACGCAUAUCUUAAUCACGUACUAGAGUUUGAUAACGAAAAUCUGGCGUAUGUUUCGUUUGAUUUUCACGAUUACUGUCGAGGAAUGCGCUUCGAAAACGUAUCGAUACUUAUGGAUGCCGUCAAAGACAUCAUCAAAGAUCAGCGCUACUGUUGGAUAGAUAACGAAGGAUUGAUUUGCGAACAAAGAGGUGUCUUCCGAAUCAAUUGUAUUGAUUGUCUGGACAGGACUAACAUAGUUAUGACAGCUAUUUGCCGAACCGUAAUGGACACCCAAUUCGUUCGGCUGGGACUGUUGCCGCCCGAAGGCCAGCUAUCGGCAAACUGUAGGCGAAUAUUUCAGAUGAUGUGGGCCAACAACGGCGACAUUAUUAGCCGACAAUACGCCGGAACUGUAGCACUGAAAGGCGAUUUUACCCGAACUGGCGAACGUCGGCUGACCGGUGUUGUACGCGACGGCUAUCACUCAGCUAAUCGAUAUUAUCUGAAUCGUUUCAAAGACGCCUACCGACAGGCUUGCAUUGAUCUGAUGCAAGGCUUGACGGUUAGCGACGAUCUGAGCAGUCCUGAUGGUGGGGCCGUAGCCCCAGACGAUGGCUGUACAGUUGAUGGCGGACCCGAACUUAUGAGCGAACAGGAACAUCACGAACGAGUGAAAAUGGUUAUCGAAGAUUGUAAGAAAAUAUUGAUUCCCGAAUCGGAAGUAAUAUUAGGCGGUUGGCCACUGGUUGAUGCCGAUCCAGUUACCGGAUCCACGUCCAUAACCGAUACCGAUAUGGAUACUGUACUGGUGUUGACCAAAGACAGCUACUAUGUGGCCGAAUAUGAUGACCAAACCGACCGAAUCAUUAAAUAUCAGAAAGUUUUAUUAGAAGACUUAGAAAAGAUAGAGUUGGGUCCCGAACCCAAUCAACUAUUUCUGAUUAAAUCCAAUUCUCAGUCGUGUUGUAUCAGAUUUCACUAUCAAAUCGAUGGCCAGAGCGGCUAUUUUCAUAUGUUUCGGUCGACGAAUACCCGUUUUUUCAACAAUAUGGCCAUUCCUAUACGUAAUUUGGAUGAGGCAACCGAAUCGCUGAAAGCUAUCGGCGAAUCGUUCAAAGUUGCCCUAUCGGUCAAAGAGCUUAACGUACCGUUUUAUGAGGGAAAACUAGAUCGCCGUAAAAGUAAACUGAUUAAUAAUGUCGGCCAUCAUAGAAAUCACGGUAACAUUGAUUCGGGUGGUGGUAGUGGCCAACAAUCCACUGAUAAUCUGUUACUGAAAGUCAACUAUAAUAGUCAACAACAUAUGCACCGAAAUGUUAGCGACGGUCAACUAACUAAUCUGAAAUCUGUCGGCUCCCGAGCCAUAACCGGUGUCUAUUCGCAGUUUAGUCGACUGAAAGGCAAAUGGUCUAACAAUGAUAAGCCGCAGACCAUCAAUGAAUUGGCGACCACUUCGACUACGACUACUAUUAAUACUACUGCCGGCAGUAGUGGUUCACUUCAGACGUUAACAUCGCCGUCUGUAUCGUUCAAUGUCGAGAGCAGUUGCGAAGAGGACGACGAUGAAGAGGACGAUGACAACGAAUCGGAAGAUGAAGAUUCGUUGCAUAAAUUGAAGAAAAUCAGAUCAAAAAUGCAAACUUUGCCACUGAGUAGUAGUGGUGGAGGAGUACGACAUCAUUCCAGUGCUGAACGAACCUUCAGCUCUGACUACUCCGAGUGUUCCGAUUUAGAAGAUCCCGAUCUACUACUGUUGGCCAGCGAUGUAUCAAUCAGUACAACAGAUAUCAGCCGAAGUUGUAUUGCAAGCAAUCGAGGAAUCGAUUUAUCCGAUCGGCUGUUGGAAAGUUGCGGUAUUAUAGCUACCAGUCCGCCGCUGAUCGAACCGUUGCCAACAGAUAGCGAUGGUCUGAUAAUUAGCCAGAAAUCGGUGUUUCACGAAGUGGUCGACGACUUUGUAUUGGAUGCCAUGAAACGGGCAUCACUUAAACAAUUGCACCGAAAAGCGUCGGAAAGUUCAUUGAUUCAGACGUCGUCGGCUUCAUUAGCCGAACUAAGACAGUGUCCAUCGACACCAGUCAUACAUAUUGACUAUUCGAUAGCCAAUAGUGAGUCGCAAACGUUUGCCGCGUUAAUGGCCGGCAGCGGCGGUAGCGAAUCGUUUGUCCAGAAAACCAAAAAACUAUCGAAAUCGUCGGAAAAUCUGGAAACUUGUCGUUCCUCGUCAUCUACGGCGUCGGCAACACAUGAGGCCAGUAGUCAUCAUCAAUCGUCAUCGGGUGUCGUCCGAACAGCCGAAUCGUUUCAAUCGCUCGGUAGUCAUCAUCAAAACGAAAUGUCUGUUUCGAUAUGCGGUAGUAGUAGAGAGUCAUCGCUGGCCGGCGUUUGCGGCGGCGGCGGUGGCGGCGGAGGACUCGUAACAACCGAUUCACUUAAUGUCUACAACAAUAAAAUGAAAACAUCUCAAAGUGAAAAUGCUAUUCAAGAAGUUUCCAGUGCUGGUAGUGGUGUAGGACUGGCCCUGUAUUUGCCAAAUCCGCCGCUAAAUGUUAAAAAAGAUUUAGUACUGUCCCCACUGUCACGUAUAGCCAAAGGUGUACAACAUUUAAGUCAGAAGACUACCGGACGACUUAUCCAUCAUUUGGAUCAUCAGACAAACACCAACACCAACACCAACACUGCCGGCUCAUCGGCUUCACCACAGGAUACAGAAGCCCAUCAGUUGUUAGUUAAACGCAAAAAUCAAUGUAAAUCCAAGAUUAUUGAGUUAUAGGGCGCGGGGGAGGGGUAUCUGUGAUAUGUUUUUAUUAUUAAUUUUAUUUAUUUUUAGUUAUCAUUUUUACCGAUAGUUACCCAUCAAAUAGUAUUACCGGUAAUAUUAGUAUUAUUAUUACUAAAGUAUUA
Messenger RNA from Oppia nitens, 4378 nucleotides. RefSeq names its product phosphatidylinositide phosphatase SAC2-like (gene sp3). Lineage: Eukaryota; Metazoa; Arthropoda; Arachnida; Sarcoptiformes; Oppiidae. Gene Ontology annotation, cellular component: early endosome; clathrin-coated endocytic vesicle. The coding region runs from base 78 to 4247 and encodes 1389 amino acids. Gene Ontology annotation, biological process: regulation of endocytic recycling; phosphatidylinositol dephosphorylation. Gene Ontology annotation, molecular function: phosphatidylinositol-4-phosphate phosphatase activity. The record is from RefSeq and is a predicted model, not a curated record. The transcript is spliced from 5 exons.